UUUUAACUCCAACGUCUUGAGAAUGUUCCGUGAUGAGGAAGAAUAUUCGUGUGUCUUCACUCCCCCCUAAUCGUGCGGUGGGCCCGAGAGACUGCCGUCUCUGCAUCAGGCGGCGCAUCCGAUGCGACCGAACCAGCCCAAAAUGCCAGAAGUGCAUCGUUCGAGGGCUAUCCUGCCCAGGGUUCGAUCCAGUUCAACUCCGAUGGGGGAAGGGAAAACAAUAUAAACAGUCCGAAAACGACAGUAAUGAGGCUAGCAAAGAGAGAAACGCGAACCAUGCACUGACUGCGCAACACCAUCUUAGCAAUCAAUUUGCAUCGGCCAGCUUUAUAGACAACCUACUGCGCCAUUUUCACUUGGAAGUGGUUUCGCAAUUGACCUGGCUAGAUCGUUCAGAUCAUCCGUGGCGGAAAGUCGUCCUUCCUUUAGCUCAGGACUCUCUGUGUCUUCGACUCUCAAUUCUUAGCCUCUCUGCAGCUCACAAGUCGGUCAAAUCUGCGAACAGCUUUAUACUACAAGCGAAUAGGUUUCUUCACUAUGCGACAUUGCGAGCCUUGAACCGCGAGCUAGGCCGUGAGCUAGAGCUCAUUGAGCCCAGCUCGGACGGUUCUUCAUUGUCGACCAUCCUAGCCACGGCUCUUGUUCUCUGUUACGGAGAGAUGCUUACUCCACGUUCCACGAACUGGGGGAUCCAUUUAAAUGCGUGUCGCACGAUAAUCGAUAGAUAUCGCCUUCAGGGACCGCGUGAACCAGAGGCCGAGGUGCGCCAAUUUCUCAUUAAGGAGGUAAUAGACGUCACCAUACUGAGCAGCAUGACUUCAUUCACUCGAUGGCAAAGUCCUAAAAAUGUAGCAUCUGCUGCACCGUCCACGGUACAGAAUCACUUCUGGACAUUCACGGAUAUCAUCAGCGAGGCAACUGCGGUCGAGCGACAUCGGCACAAGCUGAUAUCAGAAGGCCGAGAGGCGCCAGACGUAGACAUCGGUAUGUGGAGAGACAAGCUUGAUCAGGCUUCACUUCUUGUUUCCACCAGCGCCAGCUGCGUCUUCGAUGAUGAGACGGCGCGCCAUCGGUUCGACGCUGUCAUCCGAGCACACUAUUACGCCUGCUAUAUCUAUAUCCACCAGGCAUUGGCGCCCCCUGCAGACAAAACGUCUCAACAGAUUACCUAUUUUGUCCGUCUUCUGUUCUAUGAAAUACGUGCGAUCACUGCUGACUCCCCCCACUCAUUUGCCCAUGCCCUUUUCUUUCCGUUGUUUAUUGCCGGCACGGAAUGCAGCGUCGAUACAUUACAGCAGACUCUCAUCAACACUAUAUACAAAGAAUUCAUGUCUAUAACCGGGCUGUGGUGCAAUUACAGCGGACUUCAGUUUCUAUAUGCGUUUUGGGCAAGACCCGAUGCUUCGAGGGGGACAAACUGGGUACGCUACGCGAGAGAGCAUGAGGACCAGCUUGGUCCCUUUCUUGUUUUCUGAACCUAAUCUACAUUUCUCUCUCACGUCCCUCCCUAGGGCCUAGCCCCGGGUCCCCAAAAAUACGAUCUCGUGAUUGUUAUGGUGAUGCCGUGCUUUUGUUGUUUUUGUAAGUGCCUUCAUGCAGCUGACCAUGGCUGAGGCUCCUUUCUCGUGAGUACAUGCUUAUCAUCCCGGUGAACUUCCUGCUGUUUACCUUCCACCCUUCUCGGUUUAGCCGAAAGCUUGCUGUCGAAGUAGUGAUCGGUUUCCCGUUUACAGUCUUCCCUGAUCGCCUCUAUAGAGGAUACGAAUAGAGAUGACGAGGACAUAGGCCAGCGGGCUACGGGCUAGCUCGAUACAGACAUCCGAAAUGCCGUGUAAGCCUGUUAGCCGUUAGGUCAUGGUUGGAGAGAAUCUUGGCUUAUCGGGGACGUCAUUGUGGAAUUAUGUGUUUAAGUCGGCUGGGACCUGUUCUGUGAACUUGCGGGUGGCCAUGUUUUUUAUGAAGAUGCCCCCGGUCUGUGCUUAAUGUUGCGAUGUGAGUCGCUAAAUUCUAAAGUAUGAAUGGCAAGGUUCACUUGAUUUACCUAGUUAAA
Molecule: messenger RNA, 2050 nt
Organism: Aspergillus alliaceus
Lineage: Eukaryota; Fungi; Ascomycota; Eurotiomycetes; Eurotiales; Aspergillaceae
Product: transcription factor domain-containing protein
Exons: 3
Coding region: 33-1475 (480 amino acids)
Biological process (GO): positive regulation of transcription by RNA polymerase II
Cellular component (GO): nucleus
Molecular function (GO): zinc ion binding; DNA-binding transcription factor activity, RNA polymerase II-specific; transcription cis-regulatory region binding
Source: RefSeq, a predicted model, not a curated record